AUGGGCGCUACAGAGAUUGCAGCCACUCCGGACCAUCCCCUAUCCUUUUUCCGCUGCUCUGCUUCUGCUGGGGCGGUGUUAGAUCGCCCCUCAUCGGCUGGAUCGAUGAUGGCACGCCCUGCUACAACUGGGGGUGUGUUGGAUUGCCCCCCUCCCUCCCCUCCGUCCGUAUCAGCAUUCUUCUCCCUAUGCUCUGCUCCCCAGCUGUCACCUCACGCCACACAUGCUGUCUCUGCUCCUCCUGCCACAGCUGCUGCCACUGCCACUGCCACUGCUGCUGCUGCUGCUCUCACUGCCACUGCUGCUGCUGCUGCCACUGCCACUGCCACUGUUGCUGCUGCCCGAACCUGCAAGCGAGGCUUGGAUACCACAGCAGACCACGACAGCGGUAGCAACCCUGGCACCUCCGGGCGGCGGAGCGGUGGCAGUGCUGGCUCCUCCGGGCGGCAGAGCGGGCGGCAGCGUGGCAGCAGUGGCGGGGUCAGCGGGCGGCAGAGGUACCAGUGGCUCCCGGUUGACUUGCCAGACGACGGGUACGACUGGUGCAAAUACGGACAAAAACCGCUAGUGGUGGAUUCCUGCUGUAUCCGCUCCUACUACCGCUGCUUUCUCGGCGACCCCCGCCAGGUCAGCUUGCAUCCUGACCGAGAACCCUGCCCGGCAAAAAAAAUUGUUGACUGGAGGAUCACACCGGGUGUUAUCAGCAGCGCAGUUUCCUACGCGUCUACUAGUGGACGGUUGGAAUCAGGAGCAGUAGCUGAAGCGGACCAGCCUUCUGCUGCUGGUUGCACCACUCUCCUCCCAUCUGCUAACUCUACCCCUACUGGUGCUGAUACUGCCGCUGCUGUCACUGGAGUCGCCCCUACUGCCCCUAUCUCCCCUAUAAUCAACUACCUUAACGAGCAUAACCAUGAGGCACCGAAUCCCCCUCACUCCCGCCCGCCCAUCUCCCAGCGCUUGCAUAUCCCCCUUAGACGCCUCCCCGCUUCCGUUACAGGCUUGCUGAUUCCUGGGAACGCUACACAAGGCUUGGAUAUGGCUCAGGAAUUACCUCCGACUGAAAACGCCCCUGUGGGAGAUUGGGUGCAGAAGAGGGAGGCUCGUGUAUCGGACGGUUGUGGUGGUAACCAUGUUACAGUCAAAAGUGAGGGUGUGAGCAUGGGAGGAUCCACAAUGGGAGCGGGAGCAGUGGGGACUUGUCAACCUUCAGGUUUUGGUGUGGGUUGUGUGGGUAGUGUGGGUGGUGUGGGUGCUGGUCAGAUGGAUGGACAGGGGGAGCUGGUGGGAGGAGGGAUGUUUACAGAAAAUCUGGACCUUUUGAGAGGAAAAGAGUCAGUGCAGCAGCAGCAGUGUUGGAUAGCAGGGAGUGAUGUGGCAAUGGGAGGCAUGUCAUUGCCUUUGGUGGACACAUGGCAGCAGCAGCAACAGCAGCAACAGCAGCAGCAGCAGCAGCAGCAGCAGCAGCAGCAGCAGAAGAAAAGGGAGAAGGAAGAAUUGUCAAUCUCAGCACUGCCAGCAGGCCUUCAGACGUCCCAGAGCGCAUUUCCAGCAGUGGCGACAGGAGCAGAGGUAGAAUCAGGAUUUGGCAUGGCAUGCCCUUUUGAAACCACCUCCAAAGAAGCAGCAGCGGCAGCAGCAUUGGCAGCAGCAGCGGUGGCAGGAGAGAAGGUAGAAUCAGGAAUUGGAUUUGAGAUGGAGUGUGCGGGAGCUGCGGCAUUGCGGUCUCAGUCUCUCUUAGAUCAAUACCUGGAGCGACAGCAGCAGGAGCAGCCUUUCGAGUCGACUCAGAAGAAACAGAAGGAGGAGCAGCAGCAAGCAUGGCACUCUCCACUGUGUUUCCCUGUGCUGUCAUCCUCAUCAGCCUUUACAUCUCCCACCUUCUCUCCCUGCCUCCUCCCCUCUACCACUCUCCCCUCUAUCGCUCUCCCUUCUUCUGCUCUCUCCUCUAGCGCUAUAUCUGACUCUGUUACCCGCAUGCUCAGCCAGGUAACACCUUCCCCAGUCGCCCCUUCCCAGGCUGCCUCCUCACACGCCCUAUCCUCGUUAUUAACAGCUUCAGAUGCUGGCGACCAGACUCCAUCCAUUCCAUCCGGCUCCAUUCCCUCCUCUUCUCCCCAACUUCCACUGCUUUCGAACCUCCAACUCCUAUCCCCCACUGCAAACGCCCAAGCCUUCGCCUUUCCCUCACCCUCCCACUCCCACUCCCCCUCCCCCUCUCCCUCUCCCUCUCCCUCCCCCGGGCCGACCUCGCCUCUAGAGCCAUCCUCCCCUGCCACUAUCGCUGCUGCCUUCCCCUCGACCACCCCCGCUGCAGCUUUCCCCUCCACCAGCCAAGCACACACCCUCUCACCCCCUUCGUCCAACACCCGCCUCACUCCCGCCUUUUCCCUUCCUGCUAAGACCCAUCCGCUCCCCGCAAUCCCCAUGUUACCUCAGAGCCGCAGCUCUCCUGCAGCUCCCUCCACAAUCUGCAGCAGCAGCACCCGCACAUGUCCGGCAGGAAUUCAAGGAGGCUUGGCAGGAAGUUCGGCAGGAGGUUCGGCAGGAAUUCGUGGCACAGCAGCAGCAACUGUGCGUGUGCAGCGAGCGCAGGAUCUGGGGGUUACAGAUGCUCCUUUGAGCUUGCUGCUGCUCGGCCGACGCAAGCAGCAGCAGCAGCAGCAGCAGCAGCAGCAGCAGCAGCAGCAGCAGCAGCAGCAGCAGCAGCAGCAGCAGCAGCAGCAGCAGCAGCAGCAGCAGCAGCAGCAGCAGCAGCAGCUUCAGCAGCAGCAGCAGCAGCAGCAGCAGCAGCAGCAGCAGCAUUGGUGGGAUGCGUUUGUCGAUGCUGCUCCCCUCACACAACUGAUGCCCCUGACAAUGCAGAGUGAGGGCGAGGUGAGGCGCAAGGAGAACACGGGGAAACAGAAGCCAAAAAUCCACAUCAUCAAGCCCGGACCUCAAGGACUAGAGCUGCUCAAGUCAUACCGAUUGGGAGCCCUCACGAGCAUUGAGCUAGUCACCAGUGACACCACAGGCCGCUCCUUCCUCUUGGUGUUUGACGAGAAAACGGACAGCUCACAGCCUCAAUGGACCACAAGGACAGUCGACGACAGGAACCAGCUGGUGUUUCUGCUGCUCAAGAUGUGCAAGGACUAUCUGAAAACGCUCCCCAAAGUCAUUGGGCUCGAUGUGGUCGACCUCGCGCUGUGGGCCAAGAAAAACGCCAAGUCAUUGCCAGGAGGAGCACGGCUGACAGAGGAAGGGGAGGGCGAGGCGGUGGGGGUGGAGAGCGAGUCGAUGAUGGCGCAGGACAGCCUGGUGUCUAAGGUGGAGGAGGAGGACAUGGAGGCGCUGCUGGGCACCUAUGUGAUUGGAAUUGACGAGGCAGAGGCGUUCAGCGAGCGGCUGAAGAGGGAGCUGGGGGCAUUGGAGGCCGCGAACGUUCAUGCCAUUCUGGAAAGCGAGGCACUGGUGGAGGAGGUGGUUGACAGCCUGGACGAGGCGGCGGGACGAGUGGAGGACAUGGAGAACUGGCUGAACGUGUUCAACGUGAAGCUCAAGCACAUGCGCGAUGACAUUGAAUCGAUAGAGGCGCAGAACAACAUGCUAGAGAUGCAAGCAAAGAACAACAAGAAGCUCCUAGAGGAGCUCGAGACGCUCCUCGAGUCGCUCUACAUCCCGCCGCAGUGCAUCCGCGUGCUCUCCUCGGGCUCCCUGGACGAGCAAGCCAUGCCCAACACGCUCGAGGCCGUGGGGUGGCUGGUGGAUGCCGUGAAGAAGCUGGAGCCUCCGCAGCUGGACCAGAAUUACGUCAACAUGCGCGCGGUGCGGGAGAAGAAGGCUGAACUCGACAGCUUGAAGAAUGGCUUCGUGCGGCGGGCCACUGAUUUCAUUCGCUCCUUCAUCUCCUCCACCGUCGAGGCUGCUGCGAAGUCUCAGAGGGGCCCGCCUGAUCAUAGGGAGCUGCACCGAAGAUGGUCUGCCUACACCCAGCUCAUCCACUGCCUUAAGGAGCUGGAUCCCAACGUGCUAGACAACAUUCGGCGGACGUACAUCCACUCACUCAACAUGCUGCUCAGGCGCGAGGCUCGUGAGUUCUCCACCGAUCUCCGUGCAUCAGCGCGUGUCUCCGCCAAGACCAGCACGGCCCCGCCUUUCCUUGAGCAAGGCAGUGCUGCCCUGCCGCCUGCUGCUGACUCCCAAGCUGCCAGCGACGCCUUUGCCAAGAUGCUCCGCGCGUUCCUGCCCUUGAUUUCUGAAGAGGGUCUCUUCUUCCAGCAGUUCCUCUGCUUCUCCCCAGCAGCAGACGACGAUGAAGAGCCCUUGUCUGAUGAAGAUGCGGCAGCACUGGCAGCAGCAGCGGAGCAGCUAUUCGAGGGAAUCCAUGAGGACUUUGUGGCGAUGGUGGAGUGGGUGUUCAAGGUGGACCCUCUGCGCUGCAUCACUCUCGUGGGGCACACGGAGGCGUGGCAGCAGCAGCAGCAGCAGCUGCAGUUGCAGCAUGGGGCUGAUGCCGGGGGGUGUGGAGCCGUUAUUACCAGGAAGCUUCUGCUCGAGCUGGAGACGAGAAUCAGGCAGAAUUUCUUCCGAUAUGUGGAGGAGGCGAAUGGGCAGAUUGAGCGGUACGACCGGGGCGUCAAGCAGGCGGGCGUGCUGUCGUACGUGCCUCGCUUUGCAGCGCUGGCGGUGCGAAUGGAGGGGCUGGUCAUGGGCUCGUGCAGAGACCUGGUGGACCAGGCUUAUAACAAGCUGGUGAGCACCAUGUUCUCUACGUUGGACUGCAUAGCCCAGAUUGACCCCAAGCACUGCGAUGUGCUGCUGCUGGAGAAUCAUGCGGCCUUCCAGAACAGCACAUACGACCUGGCGGGCACCAUCCCCACGCUGCGCCUCUUCUACCAGCAGUCCAUUCCAGUGAGACGUACGAGACUGCCGGCUCGAAUGGCAGCCGCUCACCUCGCACUCAUUCUCCCCAAUCCCCGCUAUCUGUGUGCGACAAGGGCUCACAAGAAGGGGAGUGACGGGGAGGGAGCGGAGUGCCUCUUCUACCAGCAGUCCAGUGAGACAUACGAGACAGCAUGCACGCGCCACAUCGACUCAGUCAUCUUCGGGGCUCUGCGUGGGCUCUCUGUGUGCGAGAAGGGCUCUCUACAGACGGCAUGCACGCGCUACAUCGACUCAGCCAUCUUCGGGGCUCUGCGUGGGCUCUCUGUGUGCGAGAAGGGCUCUCUACAGACGGCAUGCACGCGCUACAUCGACUCAGCCAUCUUCGGGGUGAGUUCCCGGGUGAACGUUCUUUCUCUGCGGAGAGUGACAAGUAGGAGGAGAGGGGCCCUGCUGCCACUCAAGUGA
Closterium sp. Naga37s-1 is the source of this 5328-nucleotide messenger RNA. The record is from the annotation of a GenBank genome assembly. Lineage: Eukaryota; Viridiplantae; Streptophyta; Zygnematophyceae; Desmidiales; Closteriaceae.